AGGAACGAUUUUGUGGGGCAACCACAGACCAUAAUGAUCAUAUGGUAUAUGUGUCUUUGUUAUUUAUCCGUCAGAUAUUUUUACAAGACUCUGUCUCUUUUCAAAAAUACGCCAAGUGGUUCAAGAGUUUACGGUUGAAUAAUGCUCAGUUCAGCUUUCUCUUCCAAUGUUUAACAAGGAUUGUGCCCUAUGAGCCUCCCUUGUGCUUGAAAAUUCACAUCAAUGAGUUCCCGAAUGUGCCAUGUCGGACGACAGUUUCGGAUUAUAACUUGCUUGUAAAAACUCGACUCAUGGACCUAAAGGAAACUAUGGAGUACCAAGGAAUAUUCUAUCUCUCAGAUAAGAGUGGGCAGAAAGCAGAUCUCCGGAAAAUCAUAUCUCAUUUUGUCGAGACUGGAGAAGUAGCAAAAUUACUAAUCGAAGCAUCUGUUUUUCGAAGGCAGUAUUUCAACAAUGUGUUUCUACCCUACCUGCUUGGUAGCGAAAGUGAAGAUCUUGAGGGGAAAACAAAAUUCAUUGAGCGUUUGAACAAACAAGGCUUAAUUCCGUCCUUCCGUUACGUACAGUGGCAAAAAUCUCUACGCAACAGAUCAUGAAGGUUAGUUUUAGUUUCAGCCAAGGGGAUUUCCUUGUUGAAAACUUGAUAAGAAUACAGGUGCACUGGCCUAUUAAACUGGAGAAAGAAAGAACCUAUCAGUAAUUUUACUUAAUGUUGCAAAUUUCUGCAUUGAAUGUGGUAUUUUUUCUGUUUUGUUUAUUGUUUUCUCCUCUUACUGUCAUUCCUAUUCUUCUGUGGUACAAAAAUUGUCAACUUAUUGUUAAUAUCCCUCUUAAAAUGGUAGCAACUGGGCUGGCAGAUGAUGCUCCAUAACCCUAAGCUUACUCUAUAGCGACAAUAAAUGAUCAAUAGAUUAAAACGGAACUACUAUGUCAGUUGUGGUAUAUUAAGUUCGCUAAAUACAUUCCCACUGAGAGUUACACCUACUCAAUAAUUAUUUUUUAAUUUUAAGAAAAAUGUUUAGACACAAAGUGCGUGACCAGGCACAAAGUGUGUAAUAGUAUACCUAGAGUAAUGAAUUUCAUUUCUGUGAUAAUUAUGAGAAACUUCUAAUAGUAACUUUCACGAUAGUUCGUGACUUGAUGAUUGUGUUAAUAUGUAAUAUGUAAUAACUUUGUUUAAGUUUAUGAAAUGUUAUUUUUUUCCAGUUGAAGUUUAUUUAAUAGCUGUGAUAAUUAUGAGGAACUUUAAGCAUUUAUGAAGUUUCAUAAUAAGAUUGAUUUGAUCAUAGUUUUAAUUUAAAUUUUAAUAUUUUUUUUUAAAUCAUCAUAGCAAAUGUGUCUUUUUCGGGAGUAAAUUUGCAUUUAUAUCAAGCCAGUUUAGCACUUCUUUGAAAAUACGUGAGUUUGCUGGGACAUUUUGACUUACUCUUGCAUGCUAAGCAGAUCUGCAGCAUUCUCGGCAAAGUCUGACCUUUAUUCAAUAAUAAACUCCAAAUUUCUGUUACAGAAAUUUUGUCUCGUGAAGUCAAGAUUUUCAUUAGGAUUUCGUUCAAGAUGAAUUGGUACAUUUUUAUACCUUCUUUUUCUGGGUAUUUUAUACAUAGUUAGUCAUGAAUCUAAAACAUUCAUUUAUCUGAUUAAUCAGCUAAUUAUUGUUGAAUGAAACCUUUGUAAUGAAGUUCAAAAUUAAUGUUUUUUUCUGUCUUAGUAAUACUUGUUGAUAAUACUGGUAGGGGGGGGGGGGGGAAUUAUUCGCUUACUUUUCUUUAUUUUGAUGAAAGCAUUUUCUAAUUUUUAAAGGAUAAAAAAUGUUUUAUUUGAAGCUUCGUUUUCCUCUAGAUGGAAGUGUUGCGUUAAGAAAACAAAACCAGCAUAACUCUCGUUCUCAAUAAGUGCAACCACUAAUGUUGUCUUCAAAUCAUUACAGAGGCUAAAUUUUUUUUUUUUUUUUCAUUGAAUCUUAUGGAAGAAUAAAACUUACUUUUCUCUGUCUUGA
Messenger RNA from Bemisia tabaci, 1996 nucleotides. Lineage: Eukaryota; Metazoa; Arthropoda; Insecta; Hemiptera; Aleyrodidae. The record is from RefSeq and is a predicted model, not a curated record.